AUGGAAGGCCAAGUCGAACAGGUCCCCUCUGCCCCUGCGGAGCAGAAGCAGCAGCCCGCGAAGGGAGGCAACAAGAAGGAGAAGAAGGCCCCAGCCCCCAAGGUCGAAGAGCCCGAAUGGAUCAAGCAUCGCAUUGCCAUUUGGGAUGAAUUGAAGAAGCAGAGCGCGCAAGAAGAGGGAAAGCCCAUCAAGAUUACUCUUCCCGACGCCCGCAUCGUCGACGCCGUGGCCGGCAAGACCACGCCCCUUGACAUCGCCGCCAGCAUCUCGAAGAAGCUGCGCGAUGAGACCGUCGCCGCCAAGGUCAACGGCCAGCUGGUCGAUGCCUGGCGCCCGCUGGAGCAGGACGGAACCCUCGAGCUUCUCAACGUCGAUAGCGAGGAGGGCCGACACGUCUUCUGGCAUUCGAGUGCCCACAUUCUUGGUCAGGCCCUCGAGCGCAAGUACGGCAUCAAGCUGUGCGUGGGUCCGCCCGCCAAGGAAGGCGACAAGUACCACUUCUUCUACGAGGGCCGCAUGCCCGACGACGAGCUCAAGGUCUCGAAGGACGAUUUCAAGGAGCUCAACCGAAUCAUCGCGCAGAUCAUCCGCGAGAAGCAGCAGUUUGAUCGGCUCACGGUGCCCAAGGAGACUGCCCUGGAGCUGUUCAAGCACAACCCCUACAAGUCGCAGAUGCUGAGGGACAAGGUGCCCGAGGGCGGCAGCUGCACCGUCUACCGCUGCGGCAACCUCAUCGACCCGUGCCGAGGCCCCCACGUGCCCAACACCGGCUUCGUGAAGCUGCUCGAGGUCAUGGACAACUCGUCCUCCUACUGGCAAGCCAACAAGGACAACGACAGCCUCCAGCGCGUGUACGGUAUCGCCUUCCGCAACAAGGAGGACCUCGAUCGCUACAAGAACGACCUCAUCGAGGCCGAGAAGCGCAACCACCAGAACCUGGGCAAGGCGCAGGAGCUCUUCUUCUUCCACCCGCUCAGCCCCGGCUCGUGCUUCUGGCUGCCCCACGGCGCUCGCGUGUACAACCGCCUCAUCGAUUUCAUCCGCAGCGAGUACCGCAAGCGCGGCUUCGAGGAGGUCAUCACGCCCAACGUCUACAACGCCGACCUCUGGCUCACCUCCGGCCACUGGCAAAACUACAAGGACAACAUGUUCGCCUUCGAGUGCGAGGGUCGCCAGUUCGCCAUGAAGCCCAUGAACUGCCCGGGCCACUGCCUCAUGUUCAAGCACAGGACCAGGUCCUACCGCGAGCUGCCCCUCCGCUUCGCCGACUUUGGUGUCCUCCACCGUAACGAGCUCUCCGGUGCCCUCACGGGUCUCACCCGUGUGCGCAGGUUCCAGCAGGACGAUGCCCACAUCUUCUGCGCGGCCAACCAGAUCGAACAGGAGGUGUUCUCGUGCCUCGAGUUCCUGCAGCACGUGUACGGCAUCUUCGGCUUCGAGUUCUCGCUCGAGCUGUCCACGCGCCCGGACAACUUCCUCGGCGAGAUCACCACCUGGGACAACGCCGAGAACCAGCUCAAGAUCGUGCUCGACAAGUUCGGCAGGCCCUGGAAGCUCAACCCCGGCGAUGGUGCCUUCUACGGCCCCAAGAUCGACAUCAAGAUCCAGGACGCCCUCAGGAGGAAGCACCAGUGCGCCACCAUCCAGCUGGACUUCCAGCUCCCGAUCCGCUUCGAGCUGGACUUCAUGUCCGGUGAGAAGGAGGGAGAGCUCACCCGCCCCGUGAUCAUCCACCGCGCCAUCCUCGGCUCCGUGGAGAGGAUGAUGGCCAUCCUGCUCGAGCACACCGCCGGCAAGUGGCCCUUCUGGCUGUCGCCCCGACAGGUGGUUGUGAUCCCCGUCGUGAGCGAUGCGGCCCAGAACGAGUAUGUGGAGAAGGUGAGGCAGCGCCUGCACGAUGCCGGCUUCUACGUGGACAGCGACCUGUCGGACAAGAAGCUCGACAAGAAGAUCCGCGAGUCGCAGCUGGCGCAGUACAACUACAUCCUCGUGUGCGGCAAGGAGGAGAUCGAGACCGAGACUGUCAACGUGAGGACGAGAGACAACGUCAGGCACGGUACCAUCCCGCUCAACGACCUCAUCGAGAAGCUCAACGCCCACGUCGCCAAGCACGAGUAA
Messenger RNA from Acanthamoeba castellanii str. Neff, 2118 nucleotides. Its product is annotated as threonine-tRNA ligase. Gene Ontology annotation, molecular function: threonine-tRNA ligase activity; ATP binding. Bases 1 to 2118 code for a protein of 705 amino acids. The record is from RefSeq and is a predicted model, not a curated record. Gene Ontology annotation, biological process: threonyl-tRNA aminoacylation. Gene Ontology annotation, cellular component: cytoplasm; mitochondrion. The transcript is spliced from 5 exons. Lineage: Eukaryota; Discosea; Longamoebia; Acanthamoebidae.